GUACAAGCGCUUCACUACCGACCACGGAUUUGUUUGUGGGUGACACCUUGGUAACAGCUGUUUUCCUCGGCUAGUAGCUAGCAGCAGCCAACUUAGUGGAUAUUUUUAAGCAAAUUGUAUUCCUGUUUUCUGCCUGUUCUGUUUGUACUGUCAUCACGGAUUGACUGAGUGGGAGGCAGCCAUCAUGGAGCCUGCCUGCCGCAAGGACAAGCCAAAGCUGAACUCGACCCCGACCAGAGGAGACCGAGCCAAACAGAAAUCUGCGCAGCAAGAGCUCAAACAGCGACAGAGAGCAGAGAUCUAUGCUUUGAACAAGGUGAUGACAGAGCUGGAGCAGCAGCAGUUUGAGGCCUUUUGUAAACAGAUGCAGUCGCAAGGAGAAUGAUGAGAGUCCUGCCCGUUCUGGUGCCCUCUUUUAUCUGGACCUGUCACGCUCAGGAGCGCUAUGUACACACACACACACACACACACUGUUGCUGACAUAAACCCGCUCAUGCUUUAGUACAUUUGUGGUGCUGUCUUACUUCCUAAAAGAAGACUUACAAUAGAGAGAUGCUGAAUCGGACAAUCUUUGCUCCUGAUGUUGUACCGAUUUAAGCUUCUGACUCUGUAGCCUGCCUGAAUAUGCCAGACAGCUGUGUUGAUGUAAGUCGACCAUGAAUGAGAUCAGAGGCCAGAGUUGCACACAAACACAUCACGUCACUGACAAUCCCUUUCCUUUAAUACUGGCUUUUUUUGCAUGGAUGUGAUAGUUAAAUUGAGUUACACAUGACCACAGUGAUAAUACCUGCAGAGAGGAUGAAAUUUAUCCUUUUUUAUUUAUUUUUCCCUACAGCAAUUCUGAGUAGUUAAAGGCACUUUUUUUUGGCCAUUAAGCAAGAAAGCAGGCAGAAAGUGACAAAUGAUGAAUUAAUCCUAAUUAGCUUUUAUCACAAACUAGCCAAUGUCACUCACACUUUUGUAGCAGAAGGAAAACAGCAAUGUGUGAAUCACUUUGUGUGCGUUGCCCACUGAAUUAGUACUGCAUUUUAUUGCCAUUCACAAAUUUAGCAGCCUGCACAUCAUAUAUAUAUUUAUAUUCUUUUAUAACUGUUAUAUUACAGUAUGCCAUCAUCUUUGACUUGAGUUAUACAAAUUUGAUUUAAUGAAAAUAAAACAUUUUUACUAAAUGCC
Messenger RNA from Stegastes partitus (bicolor damselfish), 1173 nucleotides. RefSeq names its product small vasohibin binding protein (gene svbp). Gene Ontology annotation, cellular component: apical part of cell. The record is from RefSeq and is a predicted model, not a curated record. The transcript is spliced from 3 exons. The coding region runs from base 185 to 385 and encodes 66 amino acids. Gene Ontology annotation, biological process: negative regulation of protein ubiquitination; protein secretion. NCBI's taxonomy places the organism in Eukaryota, Metazoa, Chordata, Actinopteri, Pomacentridae.